AGGCCAAAGCAACAAACCUCCCAGCUGUUGGUGUUGGGCGCCAUUUCCUUUUCCAAGAGCUUCUCUCCCCUGCUUCGCCGGCGACACACGCCUGCUCCUCCGCCGUCUCCAUUCCUCGUCGUCGUCAAGGGCCGGCGGCAUCCGACCGGCAGUGAUCGAUUACAACAGUCGACAGUGCUUCGCGGCCUCUCUCACCAGCAGGAGACCGUGUCGUUCGAUGGGGUGCUUCAGCUCCAAGCCGGAGGACGCAAGCGUGCUGAUCAGGAGGCGGCCCGCCAGCAUCGGCGAGGUGGCCGUCUUCGUGCCGGGGCUGCGCGUCCCCGAGCCCCUGGAGCUGCCCCCGCCGCUCGCCGACAGCCUCCCCAGGCGGCUCACCGAGCGGCUGGCCGCGUCCAGGGACCGCAUUGCCAACAUGGCCGCCCGCGAGGCCCUCGCCGUCACCAAGCCCCGCAGGCGCGCUGCCACACAGCAUGGGGCGUCGACGUCGGCUGAUCUUGUGCAGGCCUUGGAAGAGUAUCUGCCAGUCAUUCUAGGGAUGGCAAAAGAUGGCAGCGAGCUGGAGGACAAGAUACAGUUUGCAUGGAUGAACCAAGAAGAUGAUGCAGAGGAGACGGCACUGCCCAGCGCCUGGUAUGAGGUGCUGUCGGUGCUGCACAUGAUGGCCAUGCUCCGUCUAUCCCAGGCAAACUCCCUGCUCCUGCCAAAGACGUCUCUCGAGGGAUACCACACCAAAGUAUCCGAAGAGAAUAAACGCGCUUCGGUCGAGGUGUUCCUCAAGGCGGCCGGGCACCUGGAGUGCGCCAUGCAGCAUGUUCUUCCCAGGAUGUCACCCGAAAAGAGGAAAGGUCUUCCUGUGGACCUGUCUGAAGGGGUCCUGAAAGCUACCUGCAUGCAAGCACUCGGUCAGGCAAUUGAUGUUCAACUUGGGUUGGCAAUUGACAGUCCAAAGGCUACCCUGGCUGUCAAAAGGAGGCUGGCAUGUGAGAUGGUCAAGUGCUGGCAGCAGGCACAUGAAAGCAUCGCAGACAUACCUCUCCUCGACGGCUGGGGCGAAAAGCACAGGCUCUUUGUCAAGUGGAAGCACAUGGAAGCAAAAGCUGCGGCGUAUUACUACCACGGGCUGAUCCUCGACGAGGGUAACACCGAGAAGUCUCACCGGGCGGCCGUGGCGGCGCUGCAGUCCGCGGAGGAGUCCCUGAGGGAGAGCAGGGCCGUCUGCGAGGCCUUCCACACCGCAUCCCCCUUUUCAAGGAGCCCGACCCUAUGGGGGUCGAUGAAGUACCUCCACGACAAGAUCCACAAGGACUCCAACUGCAAGGUUCGCAUCAACAAGGACCUCUACAGCAAUGUUGACAGGACACACGAGACAGUGCCGGCGCUGCCGGAUUUCGCGGUGGCCCUCCAGCCGGAGGAGUACCGGCUUCCUCGCACAGACGCUGCUUCUGCAAAUGACUAGCUGCUAGCUGAAGCAUGUCUGUAUGCUGGUCCUUGAUUCGCUAGAUCCUGAGUCCUAUGUGUACCUUCCCGUCGAUGGAUGGAUGAUUAAUUUGUGACUGAAUCAGAUGAUGAACUGAACCGCACAAUCUGGAAAUGCCAGUCACUGAAAGGAAUAAUACUUGAGCUAGUUUCAGCAGUUG
Triticum dicoccoides is the source of this 1637-nucleotide messenger RNA. RefSeq lists its product as uncharacterized. Lineage: Eukaryota; Viridiplantae; Streptophyta; Magnoliopsida; Poales; Poaceae. The coding region runs from base 218 to 1456 and encodes 412 amino acids. The record is from RefSeq and is a predicted model, not a curated record. The transcript is spliced from 11 exons.